AUGGUUUUCCAGGGAGAUGUGAGUGCCACGUGCCCAAACAACAGCGCGGUGUCUCUGACAUGCGUAGAAAAAGAUUGCGGUGAGCGAGUAAGGUCAUCACUGUCGACGUUCGUGGUUGGAGGAAAUUACGUCCAGGAUGGCACGUGGCCUUGGAUGGCAGCCAUUCACUAUCUAGGCUAUCAUCACUGCGGAGCUGCCAUCAUAAGUAACCAAUGGCUGCUGUCGGCUGCCCAUUGUUUUGACUUGUUGAAGCACAAGGCACCUUACAAGUUUGAAAUCAUCAUUGGAACCGUCAACCGUCUUCAGCCGGGGGCGGGGGCAAUCCGCGUGCGACCCGAACGCAUCAUCGUCCAUCCAGAGGGGAAAUUCGACACGCAGUUCAAUUCCAAUUACUCUUAUGACAUUGCCCUUGUGAAGCUACCCUAUCGGCUCAACUUCACGGAUAACAUCCGGGCUGGGUGCGUACCGGAUGCAGUUUAUACGCCAUUGCCCAAACACUGUUUCAUUGCCGGAUGGGGGAAUACGGAUGCUGACCACAAUUCGUAUCCGCAGACAGUGUUGAAAGAGGCGAAGAUGACACCAGUCAACGAAGCCACCUGCAAAGCCUCCAAUUUGAAUCUUCUCAGAAAUUACGACUUUGACCGAGUGUUCUGCGCCGGAUACGGAAAUGGCUAUAUUAUGGGAUGUGGGGGUGAUAGCGGCAGUCCUUUGAUGUGCCAGGACAAGUUCGGCAGGUGGAACAUUCAAGGUGUUCUCAGUUUUGGGGGUUCCGGCUGCAACCGAGACGGGAACUUUCUCUACAAUGUUUUCUCCAGGGUGACCCAUUUCACGGACUGGAUCAACGGGGUUAUAGGAUCUGAAUAAAACUUACUUCAUGCAAGGCAGUGACAGACACUUACAGUGGUAUUUAAAGAAGAUGCUCCCAAAAUGUCACCAAGCGAAAGAUUGUUGAAGAAUUCUGUUAAGAAUAUUUAUUUAUUGUCAAGUGUCAUGGGCGGGCACUGAUUUUUAUUUAU
Messenger RNA from Lingula anatina, 1016 nucleotides. RefSeq lists its product as uncharacterized. The record is from RefSeq and is a predicted model, not a curated record. Gene Ontology annotation, molecular function: protein binding; serine-type endopeptidase activity. NCBI's taxonomy places the organism in Eukaryota, Metazoa, Brachiopoda, Lingulata, Lingulida, Lingulidae. Gene Ontology annotation, biological process: proteolysis. Gene Ontology annotation, cellular component: membrane.